Molecule: messenger RNA, 2448 nt
Organism: Camellia sinensis
Lineage: Eukaryota; Viridiplantae; Streptophyta; Magnoliopsida; Ericales; Theaceae
Product: cyclic nucleotide-gated ion channel 2
Biological process (GO): transmembrane transport; monoatomic ion transport
Cellular component (GO): membrane
Molecular function (GO): monoatomic ion channel activity
Source: RefSeq, a predicted model, not a curated record
CUCACCACAAAACAAACCAAUACCAUCCUCACACAUCUCUCUCUCUCUCUCUCUCUCUCUCUCUCUCUUCUGCACCUAUCACCAUAUCACCUAUUAUAUUCACUUCUCUCUCUAUAAAGUUACUUAUCUCAUUUUCUAUCCCUCUCGCCUCCAUGGUUACUCUCUUCCAAACCUCACCAUGCCGUCUAUUCCACAUUCCUUCUCUCUCCCAAGGUGGUUCGGAAUAUUCCGGCGACGAGUCUCACCUUCCGAUGACGACGACAAUGACGACAGCCCUAUCCCCAAUUCAGUCGAAUGCUACGCCUGCACUCAGUUCGGCGUCCCGGCUUUCCACUCCACCAGCUGCGACCGGGCUCACCAACCCGAGUGGGAGGCCUCGGCCGGUUCUUCCCUCAUUCCGAUCCAAAACCGGACCAAAAAGAAAACCGGUAGGACCCGGUCCAUCGCCAACCGGAACCCGGUGGGGCCGUUCGGGCGGGUUUUGGACCCAAGGAGCAAGCGGGUGCAGAGGUUGAACCGGGCUUUUUUGCUGGCACGUGGCAUGGCCUUGGCCGUUGAUCCUCUGUUUUUUUACUCGCUGUCAAUAGGGCGUGGUGGUGCGCCGUGCUUGUACAUGGACGGUUGGCUGGCGGCAAUCGUGACGGUUCUUCGCACGUGCGUGGAUGCAGUGCACUUGUGCCACUUGUGGCUUCAGUUUCGGUUGGCGUACGUGUCGAGGGAAUCAUUGGUGGUUGGGUGUGGUAAACUCGUGUGGGACGCACGUGCGAUCGCUUCUCACUACGUGCGGUCGCGCAAGGGGUUCUGGUUCGAUGUCUUCGUCAUACUCCCGGUUCCUCAGGCUGUAUUUUGGUUAGUUGUACCGAAAUUGAUCAGAGAAGAGCAGAUAAAGCUGAUAAUGACAAUACUUCUUCUAAUCUUCUUGUUCCAAUUCCUCCCCAAGGUGUAUCACAGCAUUUGCUUAAUGAGAAGAAUGCAGAAAGUCACUGGUUACAUUUUUGGCACAAUUUGGUGGGGUUUCGGGCUUAAUCUCAUCGCCUAUUUCAUCGCCUCUCAUGUUGCCGGAGGAUGUUGGUAUGUCCUUGCAAUACAACGUGUGGCAUCGUGCCUAAGGCAGCAGUGUGACAGAAAAAGCACGUGUAAUCUGUCAUUGUCCUGCUCGGAGGAGGUUUGUUACCAGUUUCUGUUACUGGCAGAUACAGUAGGAAAUCCGUGUGGUGGUAACGCAACAACCUUAGUCAGAAAACCAUUGUGCUUAGAUGUCAAUGGACCUUAUCCUUAUGGGAUAUACAAAUGGGCUCUUCCAGUCAUUUCCAGCAACUCUGUCACCGUCAAGAUUCUAUAUCCCAUUUUUUGGGGCUUAAUGACUCUCAGCACUUUUGGGAAUGAUCUUGAGCCCACAAGUCAGUGGCUGGAAAUUAUCUUCAGUAUAUGUACUGUGCUCAGUGGAUUAAUGCUAUUCACUCUCUUGAUUGGGAAUAUUCAGGUGUUCUUGCAUGCGGUGAUGGCAAAGAAGAGAAAAAUGCAACUGAGAUGCAGAGACAUGGAAUGGUGGAUGAGGAGGAGACAGUUGCCUUCUCAACUGAGACAGAGAGUGAGACAUUUUGAAAGGCAAAGAUGGGCUACCAUGGGCGGCGAAGACGAGAUUGAAUUGAUUAAAGACUUGCCUGAAGGCCUUCGCCGUGACAUUAAGCGCUACCUUUGCCUUGAUCUCAUCAAAAAGGUACCUCUCUUUCACAAUUUGGACGAUCUUAUUUUGGACAACAUUUGCGACCGUGCAAAGCCCCUUGUAUUCUCUAAGGAUGAGAAGAUUAUUAGAGAAGGAGACCCUGUCCAACGAAUUGUGUUCAUUGUCAAUGGACUUGUAGAAAGUAGCCAAAACCUCAGCAAAGGCAUUGUAGCCACAAGCAUGCUCGAGCCAGGAGGUUUUCUGGGUGAUGAGUUGCUCUCCUGCUGCCUUCGGCGCCCAUACAUAGACCGACUUCCAACCUCCUCUGCUACAUUUACUUGUAUCGAAUCAACAGAAGCGUUUGCACUUGAUGCAAACCAUCUCCGGUACAUCACUGAUCACUUCCGGUACAAAUUUGCUAACGAGAGGCUCAAGCGAACAGCAAGAUAUUACUCAUCCAAUUGGAGAACUUGGGCGGCAGUGAAUAUACAGUUAGCUUGGCGGCGUUACAUGGUGAGGACUAGAGGUCCGCUGAAUAAUGUGGUGGUGGAAAAUGGUGGUAGCGAGCGUCGACUUCGGCAAUAUGCUGCAAUGUUCAUGUCACUCAGGCCACAUGACCACCUUGAAUAAGCAGCUAGAAAUUGGCAAUUCCUUUGUCAUUUUAUAAAAUGUGCCUCGAAUGUAAAAUAAUGUUCAUUUAUUUUUGGGCAUAAAAAUGGAGGUGAUGUUCCCAUCCAUUAGCCACUCUGGGAGAUUUUAUCAAUGAUGACAUUCAAAAACUA